Molecule: messenger RNA, 1311 nt
Organism: Diospyros lotus (date-plum)
Lineage: Eukaryota; Viridiplantae; Streptophyta; Magnoliopsida; Ericales; Ebenaceae
Exons: 7
Coding region: 111-797 (228 amino acids)
Source: RefSeq, a predicted model, not a curated record
AUCGGAAACGGCAAAUUUGUGUUUGCUGCUCGAGCCUCGAAUUCUUCUCUGGCGCGACUGCUUUGUUUGGAUCUUUCGAUCCGCUGAGAGAGGGAUAUUCAUAGAGGAGAAUGACGGUGUUUCACUUCUUCAACUGCGCAAUUCUCACGUUUGGUCCUCACGCUGUCUACUAUUCCGCCACGCCACUGUCGGAGUAUGAUACUCUUGGUACUUCUAUUAAAGCUGCUCUUGUAUAUCUUGGAACAGCUCUAGUGAAGCUUGUUUGUCUGGCAACCUUUCUUAAUGUAUCUGAGAAUGAUAGCUUUGAUCCAUAUCAGGAGCUGUUGAAAGCUUUGAUUGGUUUUAUAGAUGUUGCUGGGCUUUACUUUGCCUUGACCCAGUUGACUCACAGGAACAUCUCUCAGAACCAUAAGUUCCAAGCUGUUGGACUUGGGUGGGCUUUUGCUGACUCGGUUUUGCAUCGGUUGGCGCCCCUUUGGGUGGGCGCUAGAGGACUGGAAUUUACCUGGGACUAUAUUCUCCAAGGCCUUGAAGCAAAUGCAAAUCUGGUUUUGAGUAUAUCUCUUGCUGCAUUGGGAUCUUUGAUGUGGCUUCGUAAGAACAAACCCAAGACUUUGAUUCCAAUAAUAUAUGCAUGUGCAGGAAUAGCGGCUACAAUGCCAUCAAUCACAAGCUAUCUGAGAUACGGCUUGGGAUGGCACUUCCCAAAGGUUGUAGGCUUUGAACUCUUUACCUCUCUUGUCAUGGCUUUUACAAGCUGGCAGCUCUUUUCUGCAUGCCAGAAACCAGUGGCUUAAGGCAGUCCAAGAUGGCCACAACGCCGGCGACUAACAAGAAGUUUCGUGGCACAAGGUCAAGUUGUCUGAGAAGAUUCAAGUGCACGCUUUAGUGGCAGCUAUCCUUGAACAUUCUGGAAACCUAAUUUUGCCCCAUGUCUAACGCCCAGAAACUCAAGAUAUGGUUUUGAAUUGUAAUGGAACUUUGAUGAUAAGUUCAAUUUUAUUUCAUCACCAUGUAAACUAUUGGGGCUCUUUUUGUUCCCAUCCCUGGUCGUACUGCCCUCGCAUGUUGACAAACCUAUCUGAUUGCCUAUGCUGAAGUCUAGAGUUCAUGCUUCUGUGAUUGCGAUGCUCCACCUUCGAGUUCCCUAGAUGAAACAGUGUUAGAUUGAUUGAAUUUAAAGGCGGGCAUGGGCUGCGCUCUUUGUCGGUUUCAGAAAGAAGAGGUCCUCUGUAUUCGGUUUUAUGCAUUCACUUUCCAGCAUUCAAUAAAUCAACAGGUUGAGCUCUUAUUUUAUUAUUAUAUAUAAAA